UAUUGGCCUCAUUCUUAAGCUGCUUUCUUCUUUGCUUCAAUAGCAGCAAACCAACCAGGAAGGACUCUCAUUGCUCUGUUUUGGGUCAUGUGCCAAUCACUUGAGCCAGUCACUUUUGCUUGGAGGAAAUGAUGCUAGGAUCAUGCCUGGAUUGUCUGACCACCCUGGAACCAGGGAAAGGGUCAUUCCCACCUGACACACAUGAACCGAGCUAGCAGACGAGGGGUGGGCAAACUUUUCCUAGAAAGGGCUUAGUCUGUCACAACCACUCCUAGAAAGUGUGAAAGCAGCCAUAGGUGGGACAUUAUAAUGAAUGGGCGUGUCUAUGUUCCAGUCUUACUUCAUGUACAAGAACAGGCAACAGAUUGGGCCCCGUAGUUUGCCGAUCUUUGUAAUAGACAGUUUGGGUGCUGUAACCAGAGAGGAGGGAAUGGACCCAGGUUGGGCAAACUCCACAGCACCUAGGAAGAGUGGGGGGAAUCAUGGAAAAUGAGCCUGCAAGCUCAGGUCUUGUAGGGUCUUGAAUGCCAGAUCAAGGAAUUUGAAUUGGCCUCUGAACCAGUGGAGAAUCCUGAUAGACCCUGAAAUCGUAGUCAGGUACCUGUUUGCCCCAGAUGCCCAGAUGUUGAGUAUUACAGAUGCAUGGCCUAGGUCCUAGCACUGAGCUGGAGGACAGUUGCACUUUACCCUGGCUGCUGACCCAUUGUGCAAGCGGGGGACUCUUUCUGGGGGCCAGGGGUGGGGACCCUCUGGGAAGACACUUACUUUGGUUUUGCCACAAGUAGAGAAGAGGGCUGGAACCUUCCCAGCACGGCCGACACACCGCACAACACUGGAAGGCCCCAUUCACCUGGCGGUCAUUAUGAAUGAUACCACCUAGAGCUUUGCAGUCUAAAGCCUGAACAACGGAUGGCUGGCCGGAGCAGUGACAAGGAUGGGGACUCUGUCCACACAGCCAGUGAAGUCCCUCUGACCCCACGGACCAACUCCCCAGAUCGAAGAUGCUCAUCCUCAGACACGUCAAAGUCUACGUACAGCCUGACCCGAAGGAUUUCAAGUCUUGAAUCCAGACGACCCAGCUCCCCGCUCAUUGAUAUUAAACCCAUCGAGUUUGGCGUUCUCAGCGCCAAAAAGGAGCCCAUCCAGCCCUCGGUGCUCAGACGGACUUAUACCCCAGACGACUAUUUCAGAAAGUUCGAGCCCCAGCUGUACUCCUUAGACUCCAACAGCGACGAUGUGGACUUCCUGACCGAUGAGGAGAUCUUGUCCAAGUACCAACUGGGCAUGCUGCACUUCAGCACCCAGUACGACCUGCUGCACAACCACCUGACGGUGAGGGUGAUCGAGGCCAGGGACCUGCCACCCCCCAUCUCCCAUGAUGGCUCACGCCAGGACAUGGCGCACUCAAACCCCUACGUCAAGAUCUGUCUCCUGCCGGACCAGAAGAACUCGAAGCAGACGGGGGUCAAACGCAAGACCCAGAAACCUGUGUUUGAGGAGCGUUACACCUUUGAGAUCCCCUUCCUAGAAGCGCAGAGGAGGACCCUGCUGCUGACCGUGGUGGAUUUUGAUAAGUUCUCCCGCCACUGUGUCAUUGGGAAGGUGUCCGUCCCUUUGUGCGAGGUUGACCUGGUGAAAGGCGGGCACUGGUGGAAGGCGCUGGUCCCCAGUUCUCAGAAUGAAGUAGAGCUGGGGGAGCUGCUUCUGUCACUGAAUUAUCUCCCAAGUGCUGGGAGACUGAAUGUUGAUGUCAUUCGAGCCAAGCAACUUCUUCAGACAGAUGUGAGCCAAGGUUCAGACCCCUUUGUGAAAAUCCAGCUGGUACAUGGACUCAAGCUUGUGAAAACAAAGAAGACAUCCUUCUUAAGAGGCACAAUUGAUCCUUUCUACAAUGAAUCCUUCAGCUUCAAAGUUCCCCAAGAAGAGCUUGAAAAUGCCAGCUUAGUGUUUACAGUGUUUGGCCACAACAUGAAGAGCAGCAACGACUUCAUCGGAAGGAUUGUCAUUGGCCAGUACUCUUCAGGCCCCUCCGAAUCCAACCACUGGCGGCGAAUGCUCAACACUCACCGCACGGCCGUAGAGCAGUGGCACAGCCUGAGGUCUCGGGCCGAGUGUGACCGUGUGUCUCCUGCCUCGCUGGAGGUGACCUGAGAGCUGUGGGAAAAGCAGCUUUCAUUUGUUUAAAAAAAAAAAAAAAGAAGAAAAUUUAAGGCAGAAAGAAAACAUGUCACAUGCCUAUUACAUCCACACAACACACACACACACACACACACACACUCAAAUACACACACACACACACUAAAUCCUCUCAGAACUGAGAGGAAGCUGACUAUUGAACACAAAAUGGUUGCCCUCAAUGAGCAAAGCCUGAGAACUUUCUAGAAACCCCAUCUGUACGUCACGAGCUGAGUGGGCUCUGCUGUGAGACUUAUUGGCAGUGCUUGCUCCUGUUGAUACCCUUACCCCUAAAUGCACUUUCAACCCUCAGGCCAGAGAAGGGGCCUCCCCAAGGGUGCCAGCCUCCAUCGAGAUGAAAUUCUCCAAGAGCUUGGCCAGUGUGUGGGAGGCCCGACCCCCACACCCAAAAGGCACACCUGCUGAUUGGGUGGCUUUCUGAAUGGGCUGCUGUUCCCUGGGGGGUUCUUCAGACCUGAUACAUUCCCCCAAAAAUGUAAGUACCUUGUCUUCUCUUUAGUGGACGUGAUAGAUUAGACUAUUUGGAGAAGCCAGAUGGCCUCAAAAAAUAUUCCAGUGUAAGAAACUUCCCUGGCUUAACUGAAUUUGUCCUUGUGUUAGCUUAUUCCUAAGGACCCCCUGUGGGGAAUGUUUUCGUGUGUGCCCUCACAGGUGAACACGUGUGUGUCCCUGUGUGUCCUCCUGGCGAGCAAGGUGGUCGGCAGGACCUCAGUCCUGAGCACUCCCUUCUCUCUGCCCCUCCCAGUGAAAUUUCACCCCGUGUCCUCCUGUCUGUCACGGCCCCACCUUCAGUAACAGCAUGUGCGUAUGUCAAGUAAAUAGAAUAUGAUAGAGCAAAAGUAACCUUUUUUGACGAUUCAUGGUGAUUGUGGCACACGGAAGACUUGCAAAGGACGGUUACCUGGAUUAAAAUGGCCACCGUGCUCCCGUCCAAGAGGACUCCUUCCUUGUCAUACUCUGAGCAUCUUUCUGUGUUUGUGUGUGAACCAAAGUCAUUUUUCUCAUGCUAAGGAAUUAGUGUAGUUAGGAUAGAUCUCUCCCUGUUGGAUGCUUCUGUAUCUUUCCCACAGCCUCUUGUCUGGCAUAAUGGGGAGCUAUUUAUUGAAAUUAAAGAUUAUUUAUUUGUGCCA
Molecule: messenger RNA, 3326 nt
Organism: Zalophus californianus (California sea lion)
Lineage: Eukaryota; Metazoa; Chordata; Mammalia; Carnivora; Otariidae
Gene: SYT17
Product: synaptotagmin 17
Exons: 6
Coding region: 910-2151 (413 amino acids)
Biological process (GO): regulation of calcium ion-dependent exocytosis; calcium-ion regulated exocytosis; regulation of dopamine secretion
Cellular component (GO): membrane
Molecular function (GO): syntaxin binding; calcium-dependent phospholipid binding; clathrin binding
Source: RefSeq, a predicted model, not a curated record